Messenger RNA from Pungitius pungitius (ninespine stickleback), 1212 nucleotides. It is a transcript of the gene decr1, whose product is annotated as 2,4-dienoyl CoA reductase 1, mitochondrial. The record is from RefSeq and is a predicted model, not a curated record. The transcript has 10 exons. The coding region runs from base 10 to 1023 and encodes 337 amino acids. Gene Ontology annotation, cellular component: mitochondrion. Gene Ontology annotation, molecular function: 2,4-dienoyl-CoA reductase (NADPH) activity. Lineage: Eukaryota; Metazoa; Chordata; Actinopteri; Perciformes; Gasterosteidae. Gene Ontology annotation, biological process: fatty acid beta-oxidation.
GUCAAAAACAUGGCGACCUCGAUGUUAUGGAGGAAAGCUAAACGUCUCCUUUCGGCGAGGACUUCGUUUAACUCGUCAUGGAUCCACAGCUCGGCCGCUCUUCCUCAGCAGUCCGACUCUCCUCCUCUUUCCCAGGCAGCGUUCUUCCCGCCGAUGGAAGGCGUCAUGCUGCCGGCAGGAAGCUUCAAGGGUCGGGUGGCAUUCAUCACGGGGGGGGGGACGGGCCUGGGCCGGGCCAUGACCACCACACUGUCUCAUCUGGGAGCCCAGUGUGUCAUCGCCAGCAGGAAGUUGGAGGUUCUGCAGAAAACAGCCGAGGAGAUCAGCUGCCAGACCGGAAACACGGUCCAUGCGGUCCAGUGUGAUGUCAGAGAUCCUGAGGCCGUCUCUUGUUGUGUCGACCAGGUUGAGUCCCUAACUGGACUUCCUGAUGUGAUCAUCAACAACGCAGCAGGAAACUUUGUCUGUCCAUCAGAACAUUUGUCGCCAAACGCCUGGAAAAGCAUCACAGACAUCGUCCUCAACGGGACCGCCUUCAUCACCCUGGAGCUGGGCAAGAGACUGAUCAAGAGUCAGAAAGGUGCAUCUUUCCUCGCCAUAACCACUAUCUACGCUGAGUCGGGUUCUGGGUUUGUGGUCCCGAGUGCAUCGGCAAAGGCUGGGGUGGAGGCGCUCUACAAAUCUCUGGCUGCAGAGUGGGGGCGCUAUGGCCACAGGUUUAACAUAAUCCAGCCUGGACCAAUUAGAACCAAGGGAGCCUUCAGCCGCCUGGACCCAACUGGAACGUUUGAGAAGGCGAUGAUCGGUCGAAUCCCAACCGGUCGACUCGGGACCCCAACGGAGAUCUCAAACCUGGCAGCGUACAUAAGCAGUGACUACGCUACCUGGAUGUCUGGAGCGGUUGUUCGGUUCGAUGGAGGUGAAUACGUGUCGAUGGCUGGGGAGUUUAACGAGCUGCGCAGACUGACUCCAGACCAGUGGAAGGUCAUCGGGAUGAUGACUAGAAGCGCAAAAGGCUCCUAGAAUAAGCUUCUCUAUGGACCACAGAAACCAAGCGACCCGCCCGCCUGCUGAUGUCAUCCUGAUGAGAGAAGAUGAUGGACGUUUAUUAAAAGACAUUAACAGAAACACUUAGUCACGUGACUCGCACCACACGCUUAAUGUGAACUUGCAUACGUUUGUCAGUUUGAUAAUAAAAAAACUCAAGUUUAA